Molecule: messenger RNA, 839 nt
Organism: Ochotona princeps (American pika)
Lineage: Eukaryota; Metazoa; Chordata; Mammalia; Lagomorpha; Ochotonidae
Gene: ABITRAM
Product: actin binding transcription modulator
Exons: 6
Coding region: 226-771 (181 amino acids)
Biological process (GO): regulation of filopodium assembly; regulation of actin filament polymerization; dendrite morphogenesis
Cellular component (GO): nucleus; lamellipodium; dendrite
Molecular function (GO): actin monomer binding; actin filament binding
Source: RefSeq, a predicted model, not a curated record
UGGACUCUGUCCCGGCCGAGGAGGAGGGAGAGGGACGCUGCUAGCCCCGCGUCCUCUCUCCCCUCAUAUUGUACUCGAUUUGUCCUGCUUUGACAGCGCAGCGAUGGGGAGACGGAGCCUGCUGGGCAGGGGAGCUGCGCGCGUGCGCACGACGUGGCCGCACGCCGGAAGGACACAGCCUAGGCCGGCCCAGCUGGAGGAAAGGCGGUGGGGCUGGGGGUCGCCAUGGCUACCGAGGCCCCGGCUGCAGAGCCGGCCGUGCCGUCUCUAGUGGAUCGUUAUUUUACUCGCUGGUACAAAACGGAUGUCAAAGGAAAACCUUGUGAGGACCACUGUAUACUCCAGCACUCUAACCGGAUAUGUGUCAUCACACUAGCAGGAUCUCAUCCAGUUCUUCAAAGUGGGAAAACGAUUACAAGCAUUUCCUAUCAGAUCAGUAGCAACUGUAGCCGACUUCAGAACAAGGUCUCUGGGAAAUUUAAGCGGGGAGCCCAGUUUCUAACAGAACUUGCACCUCUGUGUAAGAUUUAUUGCUCGGAUGGAGAAGAAUAUACCAUAUCCAGUUGUGUGAGAGGACGGUUGAUGGAAGUGAAUGAAAACAUUCUCCAUGAGCCAUCUAUUCUUCAAGAAAAGCCAUCCACUGAAGGUUACAUUGCAGUUGUGUUACCUAAAUUUGAAGAAAGUAAAAGUAUAACAGAAGGGUUAUUGACACAAAAGCAAUAUGAAGAAGUCAUGGUGAAUCGUAGUAAUGCCUCAACAGCUACGGCGUGAGGCCCGAGAUGGAGUCAGGAGCAGCCUGGGAUUCUUCACCCUUCCUGGCCUGAACCGCCAGUGUACUG